CUCGACACAUUCUCCUACCCACCGUCAUUUCUCUACUUUAUAUUUCACCAUGGGACAACAACUCCCGACAUCAUCACUGACUGUUACGUACGAUGGUUUGCUUUAUAGUGAAGGCGGCAAGCAAUACGAGAAUUGGCAAUCGUCCAUCGUUAAUGACGGCGUCAUUAGUGAGCUGGAAGUUUUCGUUACCCAAAAGUUGAACCGUGGUCCAGCAAAGUUCGUCGAAAGGGUUGAAGGGUCCUAUAAUAUGAUGUUCCGGUUUCGGUUCCCCACUGGGAACGACGCAGCGCUUCGAUUUCCUAAGCCAGGAAAUACACCUCUAACUCUCGCCAUAGAGAAGUUGGCAAACGAAGUCGCAUGGAUGGAAUAUUUAAAAGCGAAUACGACUAUACCUAUUCCACACGUGCACAACUCUAGCCUACAAAUAUCCAACAACCCACCACUCCAUCUCCCCUUCAUCCUGAUGGACUUUAUCGAAGGAGAGAACCUUCGCGACUUCCUGGCGAGCCUGUCAGCACCAGACGAGGACCAUGCCGCCGACGCCAUGCGCUCGACCGUCUACGAACAACUGGCCGGAUUUUACCUCCAACUCAACCGCUUGCGUUUCAAAAAGAUUGGGUCUAUAGCCAAGGAUGGACUCUCGAGUCAAUGGGAAGUCACACAACGCCCCUUUACCAUGGACAUGCACCAGCUCGUGUUAGGUGUUCACGGAUAUCGGACUGACGGAUGGCCCACCAAGCCACUGCAGCGAUCCAGCGACUACUUCGAUUUUGUGGUGGAUCAGCAGCACAACCAGCUCUGGGGACUGCGCAAUUUGAACAUGCCGCAUAACCGUGAACAGGACGUUCUGAAGCAGGCCGCCGAAAUCUCCCGACUGAGGUUCAGAGCCCGUAUGGGUUUCAAACAGCUCAUUCCUCUGUUCUGCAACCGUAUGGAUGACAGGGGCCCUUUCCUCCCUUUCAACCCGGAUCUCGACCCGCGAAACAUGGUCGUCGAUCCAAACACUGGCCGCAUCAUGGGCAUUCUCGAUCUCGAGUUCACCAACGCCAUGCCAGCUCAGUUUGCACAAGAUCCGCCAUUGUGGUUGCACAGAGUACUCCCAGGCCAGUGUCUUGAACGAGACUUUUUCCCCUGGUUUUUGAAAACCUAUCAGCCUUAUCUGGACCGGUUUCUGGCUGCCAUGAGGAAGGUAGAGCAAGCGGGGCAGGCUGAGGAGGGACAAAAGCCACUGUCUGCUGUGAUGCUUGAGUCUUGGACCAGCAAGCAGUGCUGGUUCAACUACGUCGCCCACAAUGCUGACCAUGUUGACGCUAUAUAUUGGGCAGAGCUCUACAAGCUCCAUCCAGACGGAGAUGCGCCUGAGCUUUCGAUCGUCAUGGAAUCCGAGAUGAAAAAAUAUGUGAAACACACCGAGAAGCAAAUCGCGGCAUUUGAACAAGCGUGGAGGAACGUAUAG
Colletotrichum navitas is the source of this 1456-nucleotide messenger RNA. RefSeq lists its product as uncharacterized. The transcript has a single exon. The record is from RefSeq and is a predicted model, not a curated record. NCBI's taxonomy places the organism in Eukaryota, Fungi, Ascomycota, Sordariomycetes, Glomerellales, Glomerellaceae. The coding region runs from base 50 to 1456 and encodes 468 amino acids.